Messenger RNA from Agrilus planipennis (emerald ash borer), 1656 nucleotides. Its product is annotated as protein amalgam-like. NCBI's taxonomy places the organism in Eukaryota, Metazoa, Arthropoda, Insecta, Coleoptera, Buprestidae. Gene Ontology annotation, biological process: homophilic cell-cell adhesion; synapse organization. Gene Ontology annotation, molecular function: axon guidance receptor activity; protein binding. The record is from RefSeq and is a predicted model, not a curated record. Gene Ontology annotation, cellular component: axon; neuronal cell body; plasma membrane. The transcript has 8 exons. The coding region runs from base 220 to 1656 and encodes 478 amino acids.
GGUCUAACCAACUUUAAAGUGGCGGUGGAGCCAGUUUGUUACCGACGUCUAACGGGGUAACAGCGACGCCAAGCGUCGGUUGCAUGAUUGCGCAUUCUAUACGCGACUAUGUUCAGUACGAAAAAGGUAUGGUUUAUGGUAAAACUUGUGAAAAUGCUGGACGGAAUACAAUUAUCGUGAAAAUGGUGUUGAGGAAACCCAAGUAGGAGAGUGGGAAAUAUGAUUUUUUUUGUGAUUUUUGAACUUUUGCUAGCCGCUUUUGUGACCGGCAUUAGUAGCAGUUCUGUUAUUAGUUCAGGUUCUUCCUUUGGACUAGAUCAUUUGACACUUCAACCACGGUUUCUGUCAAAAGAGAACACCUUCCGGGUUGUCCAGGGUGAUAUAGUGCUUCUUCCAUGUGAAGUACAAAAUCUAGGUUCAUUAGUGAUUGUAUGGAGAAAGGGUCCAACAUUGAUUGCUGCAGGUCAGCAUACCAUUUCGAGUGACCACAGGUAUUCCUUGCUAGGACACAACUUACAAAUUAAAGACGUCAAGACGGAAGACCAAGGCGACUACACCUGCCAAAUAGGAGACGGGACAUAUGGGGACUUGAUCCACACGAUAGAAAUCUUGAUGCCUCCAAGCCUCCAAAUGCUCCCAUCAGACGAAGAAGUUAUUGCCCGCAAGGGAGGUGCAGUUACGUUCGAGUGCCAUGCUAGCGGCAAUCCCGUACCGACUGUGCAAUGGUCCAAAAAGGAUGCCCUUCUACCAUCUGGAUUACAGGUUGAAACAGGCUUCAGUCUAAGCCUUUCCCACAUUGAGAGGAGAGACUCAGGAGUUUACCAGUGUACUGCUUCCAAUGGUAUUGGUCAACCUAUAACGGCAACCAUAAGGCUACAUGUUCUUUAUUCUCCGGAAAUCACUGUUGGUAGAUCGUGGGUCAAUUCCGCGGAGGGACUAGAAGCAAAACUGAUAUGCAAUGUUGACGCUGACCCCCAUGCAGAGGUAAUGUGGUAUCAAGAUUCUUUUCCUGUCCAAAUGACAGACAGAAGGGUUACAUCUUCAGCGACAAGAUCACACAUCCUGACAAUUAAGAAUGUUCAGCCGUCAGACUUCGGGAACUACAGCUGCGUUGCUGUAAAUUCCGUAGGGAAGGAGAAGAGAUAUAUAGAGUUGUCGGGAAGACCCGGGCCACCCCUCAUAGUUAGUGGCGGCAGAUCAAAUCCAACCACCUACAAACUCACAUGGAAAGUUCAAAGUGUCUUUCCUAUCAUUGAAGUGAGGAUAAUCUUCAGGCAACUUUUUAUGAAUACCACCUACCAUCAAUCUGGUCGGUGGCAUGACCUGAUCGUUCAACCAAACGAAGCCAACUACAAUUCCGAAAAUAGUGACAGAUUACAAUGGUACAGGCUUCGAAAUCUAAAUCCGGACUCCGUAUACGAAUGUAUAGUUCAAGCAAAAAAUCAAUACGGUUAUGGAGACCAAUCGAUCCUUCACCAGUGGCUCACGUCUUCUCCUGGCAAAACGAUCAUCGAAAUUAAUUCAGGUGUUCAGGCCAACAACACAUUCCUCGUCGUCUUCACUGCCAUCGUUCUGGCAUUGUUUAAUAGUAAUUAUUAUAUUAUUAAAACUGUUUCAUACGAGAAUUAUGAUAAGAGGCUUAAAAUAUAUAAAUAA